AUGCUCAAAAACCCCGAGAAGAUUAGAUCUAUCAUAAUGUCUCAUAGUCACUCGCAGUCUUCCAGCAGAGCCGGUACUCCCAGUGAUUGCGUUCGCCGUGAAACAUUCAUGAAUGUAGCUGAAGUUGAACAGCAGCAACCUCUAACGUCCUUCCAUGCCUUUCGCUAUGGGACUCAUCUGGAGCCAUUCAAUCUCCCCGAAUCCGUUGAAGCUAGAAGUGGGGGCGGAACCAACAAGAUGUAUGAACAUAGCGCUGCAGCGCAACAGCCGCUUCAAUUCCCUGGCAGCGGGUCUCAGUCGGUAUACCAUUCCCCCUCGAGCAGCCCAUCUACUCCGAAUCCGCAAUAUGGAGAUUAUAAUCCUUUCCCACUCAGUCCUCCCUUGAGUGAAGGAACAUCACUCGCUUCAUUCCUCAGCCAGAACUCUCAGCUUCACCAAUGUAGCGUCAGUCCGAGUAAUCAACCAAUCCAUCUACCUUCACCAUUGCACCAGACUCCAUUCGACUUCUCGAGAGGAUCCAACGUAGGACCUUUGUCACAACCCUACCCACAACGACGUGAUGCAAGCUCACAUCGGCCCGAUCGUCGUCAUUCAAGUGCUUCUACUUCCUCUUCACGCAAUAUCCAGUUAACCCCCCCUUUUUCAAAUUAUGAUUCACUCGGACUCUCUGCAACCAACCCCCAUCCGAACCCCAUCUAUAGCACCAUGAUUCCGGCUGAUCCUCCGAGGCCGGGAUACUUUUAUAUGGACGCCAGUAGAACAGUAGAAGAGAUUUCUGGCAACGUCGAGCCAGCUUCGAGUGCGAUUCAACGCGGGUCUGGAACCAAUAUCAUGGGGGGCCAAAAUAUCCCGCUGAAUUCAGCUCCACAGCCUGGAGCGAAGACGGGAACACGACAAUACCGUAAAAAGACUCCACCAGUCGCAUGUGCUGUCUGCAACAUCCACCAAACUCCAGAGUGGCGAAAGGGGCCUUCAGGCUUACGAACUCUGUGUAACGCGUGUGGCCUGACAGCCGCCAAGUUGUCAAGUUCCGAGCCAACCAAUGUCGAAGAAGUUUGGCAUCAACUUCGUGAGGUUGGCCUCAACCGUUUCCGAGGGAAUUUUGAACUCUCGGCUGAUCAGAAAACAAAAGCUGCUCAGAAUUGGGCGACACAAACUGCUAAUGGUACUCACCGCAGCACUCACAACCCAAGAUCCGGGCACUCUUCGACAUCUCUGGAUUCCUCACAAAAACCACCAAAACAAUCCAACGCGAGUGCGAGUGCAACCCAUAAGCUCUUGAGAAACCAACAGAGCCCAUCUGAUACGGACGCAGCCCAUCAGCUCUUUGCAAUGAGUCAAGGUAGGAACCAAAGUCUAGGAGCUCCUAUGUCAAUUCAUAAUCCUGGUGCCCCUUCAUCUACUUCCCUCGGGCUCAGUCAUCAUUAUGGGCCGCCUUCGUCACCCAAUCCUGCCUCGCUCCAACUAGAUGAACGGUUCCAGCACAUGACAUGCACGACAGCUGACUUUAGUGGGUUAUCAGCUGCCUUCACCAUUACAUCCGCUUGCGCACCCAAUCCUGUCAAUUCGGCGAAUUACCCUUCAUCGCCACUCAUGUCGCCAGGAGGCCCUCACCAACAACAUGUUCUAGGGAUGUAUCCAUCAAUGAUGACUUCGUCAGAAAAUGGACAUCCAACUCAUGGUAGACGUAACUCCAUCGGUGGGCAUCGAAUGUCAAUCUCCUCAAUUAUCAAUCAAGACCCACCCUCGCGUCCGGCGUCAAGUAUGAAUCAUGAGGAUCAUCUUCAACGACUACACCAACAACAAGCUCAUAUGCAUAGUCUACUUGUACAGAAUCCAUCUCCGAACGGCUAUCCUAAACAGAUUUAA
Messenger RNA from Melampsora larici-populina 98AG31, 1869 nucleotides. RefSeq lists its product as uncharacterized. Gene Ontology annotation, biological process: regulation of DNA-templated transcription. Gene Ontology annotation, molecular function: zinc ion binding; sequence-specific DNA binding. The record is from RefSeq and is a predicted model, not a curated record. The transcript has 3 exons. The coding region runs from base 1 to 1869 and encodes 622 amino acids. NCBI's taxonomy places the organism in Eukaryota, Fungi, Basidiomycota, Pucciniomycetes, Pucciniales, Melampsoraceae.